Gasterosteus aculeatus aculeatus (three-spined stickleback) is the source of this 3148-nucleotide messenger RNA. It is a transcript of the gene cnksr1, whose product is annotated as connector enhancer of kinase suppressor of Ras 1. Gene Ontology annotation, molecular function: protein binding. NCBI's taxonomy places the organism in Eukaryota, Metazoa, Chordata, Actinopteri, Perciformes, Gasterosteidae. The record is from RefSeq and is a predicted model, not a curated record.
GCGAGAAGGAGUGCCAGUCGUCAUCGCCCGAUUCCAAAUCAGGAUCAACUUCUCUUUGCUCGAGCAGCCCAUUGAGGUAGAAGUCAGCCAGGAGGGCUUGGAUCUGAACCAGCGACUGCAGCAGGCUUCCGAGCAUGGAGCCUAUCACGUCGUGGAGCGAGGAGAGAGUCGGCGAGUGGCUCCGAGGUCUGGAUGCCCCCCUGACUCAGUACGCCGUCUCUGAGUGGCGUUUGUCGGGUAUGGAUCUCCUCCAGCUGACCUGUCAAGACCUGGACAAGUUGGGCGUACAUAAGAUCGGCCACCAGGAGCUCAUACUGGAUGCUGUGGAGAAACUCUGCUCUCUGACGUAUGGCAUAGGAAGCGAGAACCUGCACGGUUUGACGGGGAAGUUGCGCGCCGUUUCCCAAACCCUGCAGAAGGGCAUCCAGGCCCGCUGGCGCCUCAACUCCUACGACGGACGCAGCACCACCCGGCUGCCCGCUGCCGUUCUGCAGAUCGUGGUGGAGCUCAUCACCUCGGCCAAAGGACUCUUCUCUCUGCUCAACAGGUAUCAGUUUUCCCAGCUCAGUGGUUACACCAACAGCAAGAACAUCUUCAACAAUUGCAAAGAGCUUGGAGACAUUGUCCACAAGCACGACACGCCUGUCUAUGAGAAGGAAAAGGACAUCAUAUCUGUAUGCCGUCAGUUGGUGUCAGUUUGCGAUGAGAUCCUGAAUUCCAGUCCCGACGGGCUUCUUACCCGCACUGCUCAGCUGGAGAGAGUGGACCUGGUGCCGGUGUCACCCGGGGAUCAGCUGGGUAUCGAAAUAUCAUCUACUGGCUCCAGUAACCACUUUGUGACUGGAACCGCUGUUGAGCCUUCAUCGGAGGCCUUCUUGAAAAUCUUAGCUGGGGAUGAAGUGGUUCAAGUAAACGACCAGAUAGUGGUGGGCUGGAGCAGAGCUAAUCUUGUGAAGAAGCUUCGGGAGAAUCCCAGCGGAGUGACUCUGGUCCUGAAGAAGAUUCCUGGGUUGGAGCGACGCAGAAACACAGUCCGGCUCUCCUCCACACAGACGGAGGAAGAAGAGCGGUCAGAGGAGGAAGAGGACGAGGAGAAUCCGAGGCACUCCAUAUUUGACAGGGUAGCAGCGUCGGUCAGGUCCCUGUCUUUCAGGAAAGCCGUACACGGUCCAGAGAUACACCAGCAGCCUAUGGGACAGGAAGAGUUCUUUUCUGACCGGCAAGUGGUGGGGAGAUCGACUUCAUAUCACGGCCAACAGGGGGGGCUGUCCCCAACGGCAGCCUCGGCGGGGUUACAGAGUUUGGAAAGCUCGAGGCUCUCCCCAGGACUAAGACGGGACCGCUCUUCGUCACCCAGAAGUCCUUCUCCCUUUACAUUUGGCUCAUUGAGAAGUCCCUCACCUCAGGGACUCGAGCAGGAAACAGCCAGCAUCAGCUCCUGCCCUGAAAUGGUGGGACACACGGGCAAUAAGGAAACAAAGAGGAGUACUACAAAAGGAAUGUCGACCGCCAUGAGCCGGCGCCGGGUGUCCUGCCGCGAGCUCGGUCAACCCGACUGCGACGGCUGGCUGUGGAAGAAGAGGAAGGAGAGCCACUUCAUCGCCCAGAAGUGGCAGCGCUUCUGGUUUGUCCUCAAGGGGCCUUCCCUUUAUUGGUACACCAGCCAACAGGAUGAGAAGGCAGAGGGUUUUGCCAAUAUAUCCAGCUACAGCAUAGAGAGUGCUGGAGAGCACAAGAGAAAAUACGUAUUUAAAAUGUGCCACCAGCGAUUUCACAACUUCUUCUUUGCAGCUGAUAAUGUCACCGACAUGAGCAAGUGGAUUAACUGUCUGAUCACGGCCAUACAGAAACAUAAGAAGUUCAACACAGGCCCAGAUAGUGAAGAAGAAUGUUACAGUGAGACUGAAUCAGAAAGCGAGACAUCGCCUUCACCCCGCAGAAGAAACAAGGUGGCUUCAAAAGUGCAGUCCCACACGCUGCCGCGCCCCAAGGGGAAGACGGCCGCGUCAGUAUCGAGUCUGGUGACAGGGGGCAGCAAAGGAUCAGCAGGACCAGUGGAUGAGAUGGGCAUGAUGCUAAACAACAUUAAGGAAGGAGGAGUCUCUCUGAUCGGACAAGAGCAGCCAUUCACACACGACCACUUCAGGAAAUCGUUCAUUCGACGCAACAAGAACCCCAUCAUCAAUGAGAAGGUGCACACGCUCCGAACCAAGCAGAGCACCCUGAAGGCCAAAGAGGCGGAAUUGCUGCAGAUCAACAAGCUUCUAGAGGACUCUAAUCUCUCAGCCUCGACUUACCGCCAGUGGAAGGAGCAGAACGAGGAGCUACUUCAGGAAAUCGAGAGAACCUACGCACUCGAGGCCGCCAAAGAGGCGGACGGCACGGCUUUGCAGGACCCUCCCACGGAGGCGGUUGCCUUGGAAACCGUCGUCAAGGAAACACCCGCCGGAGAGUUCGAAGGUGCAUACAGACUGAGCCUCAGCGACGGGGAGCAGUUGGUGGACGCAGAGCCGUCUGACGUCCUCCUGGAGAUCCCACCGGGUUCACCGAGCGCCAGUCCACAGUUGGAACUCUCCCUGGGAUCGCUGCAGGACUCAAUAAACAAACAGCUGACUGAAAUGCUGGAGAGCGGCGAACCCGCAGAGAACUACUUCUACAUCUGACGAUGGAAAAGUCACUAAAAAGUUGUUUUUUUUACUGGAAUCGGUGACGUGGAAGACUUUUUUCAUGCAACCAGUGGACAGAGCUUCAAUUCACUGAGUCCCCUGUUGUCUGUGAAAACCAUUGAGUGCAGAUUUAGGACUAGACAACCAAAUACUACUAGUCUACAAGAGAAGAGAACAAUAUGCCAAGUGUAAAUCCCAGUAUGUAUUUAUAAUAUUCUAAGGCCGUCUGGUUCUUCUGAUGACGGCAAAAAGAACUUCUCUUAGGAUUAAAUGAGAAUGUUAAUAUAAGUCAUGCCUUGUGUACUGUGAUUUGUAAAUACAGUUCUACUAUAAAUCCUGUAUGUAUUUGAUUAUUGACGUUGCCUUAAUAAAAGGCAAACAUUUGAAAUAUUUUGCAGAAAAUUUGCUUUAGAAAUACUGUCGCAUGUGUAGAGGAUUUGGAAGAGACAAAAGAUUAUAAAUGCCUUACUUUAGUGCACAUA